Molecule: messenger RNA, 1733 nt
Organism: Triticum urartu
Lineage: Eukaryota; Viridiplantae; Streptophyta; Magnoliopsida; Poales; Poaceae
Product: pentatricopeptide repeat-containing protein At3g25210, mitochondrial
Molecular function (GO): mRNA binding; protein binding
Source: RefSeq, a predicted model, not a curated record
CGCCGACCACCCGCCAUGGCGCUCCUCGCCGCCGUCCGCCGCCUUCCUCGGGCCAUCCGGCUCCUAAAGCCUCACCACCUCCGCACCACCUCUUCCUCCGCCUUCUUCGGCGACUCCGAGGGCUCCGCGCCCGCCUGGGAGCCGCGGUCCCCCGUCCGCUCCCCGCCGGACGACCAGUUCGCGGCGUGGGUCACGCGGCUCCGCCCGGGCUUCACCGCGUGCGACCUGGCCGACGCCAUCAACUCCGAGCAGGACCCGGACCUCGCGCUCGCGCUCUUCCGCUGGGCGGGGCUCCGCCCGGGCUUCCGCCACGCGCCGGCCUCCUACAUCGCCGCCCUCAACGCCGCCUCCUCCGGCAAGCGCCCCGUCGCUGCGGAGAACCUCAUCCACGACGUGCUCGCGGGGGCCUGUCCCCCCGACCUCCAGCUCUUCAACGCCUGCCUCCGCUUCUGCUGCGACCGCCGCAGCCUCUUCCCCGUCGCCUUCGACAUGUUCAACAAGAUGCGCGCCCUCCCGGCCAACGCCGGCUGCCGCCCCAACGUCGAGACCUUCACGCUGCUCCUCAGCACCGUGGUCCGCCGCGUCCGCCGCCCGCCGGCGUCGCUGGUCUACCUCCACGCCGUCAGGUCCCUCUCCCGCCAGAUGAAGGCCACGGGCGUCGUCCCGGACACCUACCUGCUCAACCUCAUCAUCAAGGCGUACGGGCGGUGCCUCGAGGUGGACGACGCCCUCAAGGUGUUCCGCGAAAUGCCCCUCUACGGCUGCGACCCCAACGAGUUCACCUACGGCUACAUCGUCAAGGCCAUGUUCCAGAAGGGCAGGACCGACAACGGGUUGCUGUAUCUCAAGACGAUGAGGGACAAGGGGUUCGUGCCCAGCGGCGGCGUGUACAUGUCCGCGGUGGCCGCACUGGCGCUGGAAUGGAGGUUCGAGGAAUCGAGAGAGGUGCUUUUGGAUAUGCUGGAUAGCAAGAGGAAGCCGGACAUGAUCACUUACAGGACGCUGCUCGAGGAGCUGUGCCGAGCUACGCGGACAGAGGACGCGUUCCAGUUGCUGGAGGAGCUGAAAGAGAGGAAGCGAGGGGCGUUGGACCAGAGGAUGUACUCGGAAUUGCUCGAUGGGCUGCACUGGAUUUCUCAGCCACAGCAGAAUAGCUUUCCUCGCCGUGACAGGGGCUCUGCCUCUGAUGAUAGGGGAUCUGAUGACUGAAAUACUUGGAUGAAAAUUGCAUGUUUUCGUGCCAUCCAAUGGCAAAAUCAGUCAUAGAAAGUCAAAUUCAUGAAUUAAGCAGGAGGGCCACCUUCACUGGGAUUAUCUGGUUGACUCAACUUUGCACAACUACUGCUUCUGGCAUGAUCGAUGACAUGCCCACAGGGCAGAGAAGAUGCACAAUAUGUCUUGACAAGAGAUGUGGUGGGAUCAGAAAAAUUGCUUGUUGCUGGCGGCAAUGAUUGCUGGGGUGCUCUUGUCAAAUGCAAUUUCCAAAGUCAAUCAUGGUGGCACAUUCAGAAAUGGUUAUUCCAGGUAUCAUGUAUUGAACACAACAAACUGUAGUAACGUUGAUAUAUUUAAAAUUCCUUUUGCUCGUAAAGUCCGGUUAUAGAAUAACUAGUGCUUGCGCCUGUGAGAAAUUGCUCUAUAUUUUCUCUACUUGGUGUUGAUAGCACAACCAGUAUUGAUUGUAUGUAGAACCUCGUUCAUGGUUGUGCAGUUAAGAUGUUUAUCUGUGAGAA